This is a messenger RNA of Canariomyces notabilis, 687 nucleotides long. RefSeq names its product acyl-CoA N-acyltransferase. The coding region runs from base 1 to 687 and encodes 228 amino acids. Lineage: Eukaryota; Fungi; Ascomycota; Sordariomycetes; Sordariales; Chaetomiaceae. The record is from RefSeq and is a predicted model, not a curated record. Gene Ontology annotation, molecular function: N-acetyltransferase activity. The transcript has a single exon.
AUGGCCCUGGCAAUACCCAGCCAAGCUGCCCCGGGGGCGGACCUCAAUGGUACAACCACCUCCAAACCCACGCCAGCAACGACCUCCGAGUCAGGAUCUGCCGCAGGCGCGGCCGCGAGCCCCGAGCCGUCACCCUCCCCCUCACCCAACGUCGCCAUCGUGCCGGGGUACCGUCCGGGGGUCCUCGGCCGCACGCUGGAGAUGCACAUGGACCACUACUCCCGGUCGCACGGGUUCGGGCCCAAGUUCGAGGGCGGGCUGGCGACGGGGAUCGGCGAUCUGGUGAAGCGGCUGGACAGGCCCGUCAACGAGGUGUGGUCGGCCGUGAUCACUGUACCACAAAUUCAACCCCGCGAUGGCGCGGUGGUGGUGGAGCGCAUCGUCGGCGUGGUUUACGUCGACGGCGAGUGCUCCGGCCAAGAAGGCGUUGCCCGCCUGCGGUGCUUCAUCGUGGAUGAGUCGGCGCGUGGGUUGGGCGUUGGCCGAAAGCUCCUCGACGCGGCCAUGGAGUUUGUGCGAGAGAAAGGGUUCCGCGAGUGUCAGCUGUCGACGCUGAGCAGCUUAACCACGGCGAGGAGCAUGUAUGAGAAGGCCGGGUUCAAGCCGGUCGGGGAGAAGUGGCUGGAUACGUUUGAGAAGGGGACCAUGUCGGUGGACUAUGCCUGGCGACGACCCGAGUCGGUUUGA